Molecule: messenger RNA, 4151 nt
Organism: Armigeres subalbatus
Lineage: Eukaryota; Metazoa; Arthropoda; Insecta; Diptera; Culicidae
Product: zinc finger protein Xfin-like
Exons: 4
Coding region: 480-3485 (1001 amino acids)
Biological process (GO): regulation of transcription by RNA polymerase II
Cellular component (GO): nucleus
Molecular function (GO): DNA-binding transcription activator activity, RNA polymerase II-specific; RNA polymerase II cis-regulatory region sequence-specific DNA binding; zinc ion binding
Source: RefSeq, a predicted model, not a curated record
UUCACGAUGCGCUUUCUCGCGGUGGUUGUGUUGUGUUUUUAUGUGGGUUUAGUGUGUGCGAGAAUCGCCUUCAACUACUGAAGAUGCUGACGAGAUUACCACGACGGGUUUCUGUUACGACGACGACGACGGACGUACGGACGGAACAUAUUUCGGAGCAGCGUGUGCAGGAAUCGCAGUAACUACUUUUGCGAAAUCGGGUGUGUGCGAUAGGUUGAGUUUUCUCUUGCUCACAUUUCCGGAGUGUUUUCGAACCGGAAAUGGUGAACAAUGCGAUAGAUCGAAGUGUUUUGAUUGCGGGAAUGUUGUGAUUUUGAGGUACGGAUUUUUCGACAAGAGAGACAGCGAUUAAGCAACUUUUUUCACGGAGGAAGUUGUUGGAAGGAGACUACGAAGUAAAAGAAAAAGAAGGUUCAACACGGUGACGACGGAAUUUUUUCAAGUUGAUUGUGGUUCGAGCUGCCCUAGGCGACUACGUAAUGGCCGAAGGAAAGGUAAAACGAGAACGAGAUGUGGAUUUGGGUGACUUUCGGAUGACGGCUGGUGGCGAUGAAAAUGGCGGUGGAUCGGAUCAGGAAAUUGUAGUUGGAAUCGACGAGGACCAUAUUAAUUUCCUAACCAGUAUGGCGUCUGGUGGUGAUUCAAUGGAUGGUCCACCGGAAGUAGAUGGUGUUGAGGGAGCUCGAAGGAUGAAACAAGAACUUUUAGAAGAGGAUGAUGAUGGAGAGGAUGUUAUGGCAGCGGCAGAAUCGAUUUUGUCCAAAACGGCGGAACGAACGCAGCAGCAGAUUUAUCACUGUCAGUAUUGCAACAAGACCUUCACUUGGUUCAAGUCCCUUACGGUGCAUCUUCGCACGCACACCAACGAAAAACCGUACAAGUGCGAGCUCUGCGACAGGUCGUUUGUGCGGUCCGAUUAUCUCAAAUACCACAUUAUAAAAUCCCAUGAAACGACGGAACAGGUUUUUACCUGUACUGCUUGUUCCGGGGUGUUCGCCACUAAUCGAGGUCUGCUGAGACACAUUCGCACCGAACAUAAUGGCAGCGUUGAUCGCAGAGAAAAUUUCACCAAUGCCGAACAUCCCUCGGAUAGCGAGUCCCACGGCGGCGAAAUUGAUGAGAACGGGAAAUUUGCUUGCACUUACUGUGAUGAGUUUUACGAUGCUCGUGACCCGUUGAUUGAUCACAUGAAGCGUCACUUGGGAGAAAAGCCAUACAGGUGUGACCUCUGUCCCAAAUCUUUUAUCCGGCAAGAUUUUCUACAAUGUCAUCGUUCCAACCAUUUGAAAGAACUGGACUUUAAACAGCCGAAUGGUUUCACCGAAGAGCCUGCGGCUAAACUGCCCCGUAUCAGCUUGAAGAAGCUGGAAGAUCUGGUUCAGUCCAACUCGGUCUCACGGGCAGAGUCUUCUGAUGAGGAAGCGGCAGACGAAGGCAGAGCCAGUUUGUCUGAGAGUGAAGAUGAACCACGAAAGCAGAAUUUGCCCGAAGAGACCGAGGAACAGAAGAGUAUGAUAACGGCACUGCUGGCGGAGGUGUCUAAGACGGACGACGACCGGUUGCAAUGCCCGCGGUGCGAGAAAACGUUCAUGCAAGAAACGGCCUUGAGGGUGCAUCUUCGAUUGCAUACAGCUAUCACCCCGUUCAAGUGUCCGCUGUGCAGUUUAGCAUUUAUGCGCCAAGACUUUCUGAAGAACCAUCUGAAGAAACACAUCGAAGACAACGGCGAGGAUCCUGGUGCUCCCGGAGCCAUCGAUACGUCCAAUUUGUCUUUCAACACGCCAGCCUUCACCAGUACGGCAAGUAGUUCUGCGGCACCAACAAUAUCUUUGCUGAAACCACUCAGCGCUCGUCCUCAAUCCACCGGAAUCUCGCUUUUGAAGCCUCCGGAGGAGCGGAAACCGCCUGAACAGCAGGAAUAUUGCAUCCGAACCGACGAUGGGAAAUUCAUGUGCACUGCCUGCGAACGAGUUUUCUCCCACCAGCAAACAGUUCGCAUCCACUUUCGAAUACAUACCAAUGAGAAACCUUAUAAAUGCAACCAGUGUCCGGAAUCGUUCAUCCGGUCGGACUACCUGGAGAGGCACGUAAAGAUCCAUUGGAAGGAUGGCCCCCCAAUGGUUAUUAUGCCACCGGCAAUCACGAAAGGAUCGUUUGCGGGUAUCGGAAUGUCCGAUAGUAGCGAUUCAACCAGUCCGCAGAAGCCAACAAUCGGCCGGGCCGGAUUAACGCCGGAAAAUUAUCACUUCGUGGAUGCUGGGGAUGGUCACUAUGCAUGUAAAAUCUGUGAUCAGGUAUUCAGCCACAGUGAUUCAUUGCGGAAGCAUGCCCUCACCCACACGGAAGAAAAGCCAUUCUUCUGUGACAUUUGUGAUCGAUCGUUCAAUAGGGUGGACUAUCUAAAAGAGCAUUUCAAAUCGAAACGCCAUAGACAGGCGUUGGCUGAAGCGAGCGGAGAAGUUAUGGACGACGAUGACGACUCCACUACCGACAUGAGCUACACGAGUAGAAUGGCCAAAACGAAAUCGCCCAUCAGCCCUAUGACGAAUGCACUGGCGGACAGGUUGGAAUUCCAGCGAACAGACGAUGGCCGGUACAAGUGUACCGAGUGUGACAAAACCUUCGUUACUGCCGUGACCUUGAAGAUGCAUCUUCGGUUACAUACGGGGGAGAAACCGUACAAAUGCAGUGUAUGUGGCAUGGCCUUCAUUCGUUCCGACUAUUUGAAGACGCACGAAAAAAUCCAUCGGCAGGAAGCGUUCAUGAGGCAACGGCAGGUAACGGGAGAUGGCCAUUUUUCGUCGGAUGAAGGCUCGAUCGAUGGUUCUAUGCAACAGGUGGAACCAUCGGCGAGUUUUAGAGGGCUAUUACGCAUGAAGAAUGAGUCAGACAUGGACGUUGGGGCCGCGGUGGUGGAAGAAGGGGAAGUGGACGGGGAAGAGGAGCACGAACAGGAAGAGGAAGACGACGAGAGCGAGGAAGAACAGGUAAUUGAAGUCAUGGUCAAAGAAGAGGACUCCGAUGACGAUGAGGACGAGGGUGAUGAAGUGAAAGAAGAACAGGAAUGCGAAGAAGACGACACGAGCGGUCGCAACGAUGAAGAGGACGGUGAUGACCACAAAGACAAUGGCUACGAGCAGGACGAGGACAACAUCUCGCCAGCCAAUGAGUCAGGAGGGGGCGGUGUUGAAACCGACCCGUCGGAACCAAAGUCGAAACAUCGGUGUCACAUUUGCAAGAAAGAAUUCGCUUGGCCGAAGUCGUUGAAGAUCCAUCUGCGAUCGCAUACUGGAGAGCGGCCGUAUGAGUGUGACGUGUGUGGCAAAAGCUUUACGCGCUCGGAUAGCUUGAAAGCCCACAGACAUACGCACGGUGACGUCCGGGUGCUGCAGUGUCAUCUGUGCGAAGCCACUUUUCUCAGCGAUAGCGGGCUGAUACACCACCAGCAGGAGGAACAUGGCAUAGAACCGUUGGACGGUUAUUAAAUUUCGGUCCGAAUAGUUCAACGAAGCACCGUUUACCAUUCUACAUGACACUGAAUCAUAUCGGGACAAUAUUUUUUGUAACUUUGAAGUUUGAGUCCAUUUGUGAUGGAUUAUGGGUUAGUUAGAUUGAAAUCACCUGCACUAACACCGAAUUACGAGCACAUUCAAAAAUUGAGAAACCAUUUUAACUAGGGUUGUGUACUGUACAGAACGAAAUAGUUUUAUUAGAAUUGUCUAGUUUUAAAACUUAAACUUCACAUACAAUGUAACGGAACGCGGAAGUACCGAUCUAAAUCGUGAUCGUGACAAACCAGGUGUUAGAAAAGCAUUCUCCACGUUAUUGAGAGUUGAAAGUGAAUGAAACUUUCAACAUGAACUCGAGCCGAUGGGGCUUUGACGCCGUCUUAUUAAUUGUUGUUUUGUGUUAUUAAAGGGAGACUGAAAAAGCACCUGGCAAUAUUCCUUUUGUUUUAUUUUAUUAUGUUAAAUCACUAGUGUUCAACACAAGAAUAUGCGGAUAGCAAAUAUAAAUUGCAUAAUUUUAUGCAAAACACAAAAAUCGCAAGAUGUUAGAUAUUUUAUAAUUUCAUUAAGUAUGUAUAUUUGUAUUAACUGUAUAAAGUUAUCUCAUUCAACAAACUGGUAGAAUCUACUUAUUUGAAACAA